Aspergillus homomorphus CBS 101889 is the source of this 1264-nucleotide messenger RNA. Its product is annotated as NmrA-like family protein. The coding region runs from base 49 to 1083 and encodes 344 amino acids. NCBI's taxonomy places the organism in Eukaryota, Fungi, Ascomycota, Eurotiomycetes, Eurotiales, Aspergillaceae. The transcript is spliced from 3 exons. The record is from RefSeq and is a predicted model, not a curated record.
CAAACAACCAACCUUCCCCCCCUCUCCCCAUACCAUACAAAAAAAGAAAUGGCACCCACCAAAAAAACAAUCUGCAUAAUCGGCAUAACAGGUAACCAAGGCAACUCUGUCGCCCAACGGUUUUUGGGGGACCCAACCUACCACGUCCGGGGCCUGACCCGCAACCCACGCUCCCCAGCAGCGCAGACCCUCUCCGCACAAGGCGUCGAGCUCAUAACCGCAGACCUCAACGACCCCACCACGCUGACCCCAGCCCUACGCGGCGCGAACCUCAUCUUCAGCGUCACCAACUACUGGGAGCCGUUCCCCAGCGCCGAGGGGCGUCAACAGGCCGCCGACGCAGGCAUCUCAUGCCGCGAGCACGCCUACCGCGUCGAGCUGCAACAAGGCAAGAACAUCGCCGACGCGGCCGCGCAGACAGUCGACUCGCUGGAUGAGAAUGGGUUAAUUGUCUCCACGCUAAGUCACGCGCGGAAGUGCAGUGGUGGGCGGUUUGAGGAGUUGUAUCAUUUCGAUGCGAAGGCAGAGGUGUUUCCUGUUUAUGUGGAGAGAAAGUAUCCUGCGCUUGCGCGGAAGAUGUCCUGUGUACAGACCGGGUAUUUCACGUCCAGUUAUCGGCUUGUCCCGGGGGCCUAUUUUGGGAAGGCGAAAACGGACGCAGGAGAGGAUUGCUUCGAGAUGACGUUUACGACGGCGCCGGACGCGGCGGUGCCUCAUCUCGAUGUGCAGGGUGAUUUGGGUGGCUUUGUUCAUGCGGUUGCGCAGAUGCCUCCCGGACGGAGUUAUAUGGCGUGUGGGUCGAGUUGUAGCUGGACCGAGUAUAUGAGGAUCUGGGGCGAGGUGAACUCCGUCGCGGCGCGGUAUCGGCAGAUCACGCUCGAGGAGCUCGUUGAACGAGCGCCGGAUCCGGAGUUUGGGCGUGAGGUCGGAGAUAUGUUCUCUUAUUCUAGUGAUCCGGGGUAUGAUGGAGGUGAUAAGAGUUUGUUGAAGGCCGAGGAUAUUAGACGGGCAGGAAUUGAUUGUCCGAUGAGUAGCCUGGAAGAUUGGAUAAGGAGGGAAAAUUGGUCGAGUAUUGUGGGGUGAGCAUUGGCAAUCAUUCAAUCUAUUGCAGGAUGAAUGUCAAACUAAAGGAUCUCGGAUGCCAUCAAUGGGCGGGGAUGUAUGUCAUAUACGCUGAGGGUGAAUUUGUAGCCCGGCCGAAAGUCCUCAGGAAUUCUGAUAUUCUAGCUUCCCCCAACUCUAGAGCGUCAAUGGCAGGAUCGCG